Messenger RNA from Macadamia integrifolia, 1736 nucleotides. Its product is annotated as protein DETOXIFICATION 40-like. Gene Ontology annotation, molecular function: antiporter activity; xenobiotic transmembrane transporter activity. Gene Ontology annotation, cellular component: membrane. The transcript is spliced from 7 exons. The record is from RefSeq and is a predicted model, not a curated record. Lineage: Eukaryota; Viridiplantae; Streptophyta; Magnoliopsida; Proteales; Proteaceae. Gene Ontology annotation, biological process: xenobiotic detoxification by transmembrane export across the plasma membrane. The coding region runs from base 18 to 1550 and encodes 510 amino acids.
UUCCCCCCUACAACAACAUGGAAUUUGCUAACGAAGGAUUCAUUCAACCUCUCCUCCAGAAGCCACCAUCUUCCCCAUCAGGGUCAUCGGCCACAGGCCACCAAGCAAGCAACCUUCUUGAAAACAUACUCACAGACCCCCGAUUACCCAACUUCAAACGUCUCCAAUUAGCCACCUUGAUCGAGCUCAAACUCCUCUUCCAUCUUGCUGCCCCAGCUGUUCUUGUCUACAUGAUCAACUAUCUCAUGUCCAUGUCUACCCAGAUCUUCUCAGGCCAUCUCGGCAACCUUGAACUCGCCGGCGCCUCUCUUGGUAAUAAUGGCAUCCAAGUCCUUAGUUAUGGUCUCCUGCUGGGAAUGGGAAGUGCAGUUGAAACUCUAUCAGGCCAAGCUUAUGGAGCGGGAAGGUAUGAAAUGUUAGGAAUCUACCUACAAAGAGCAACCAUCAUACUCAUGGCAGCUGGGAUCCCACUGACUAUAAUCUACAUCUAUUCCAAGCCCAUCUUGAUCCUCCUUGGUCAGUCAUCCACCAUAGCUUCUGCCGCCGCCGUCUUCGUCUACGGCCUAAUCCCUCAGAUAUUCGUCUACGCCACCAAUUUCCCAAUACAAAAAUUUCUUCAAGCACAAAGUAUCGUCGUCCCAAGUGCCUAUGUAUCGGUUGUAACACUGGUUCUGCAUCUAUUCUUUAGCUGGCUUGUGGUUUACAAGAUGGGUCUUGGAUUGUUUGGAGCUUCAUUGUUAUUGAGCUUAUCUGGUGUUGCUAUGGUAGUGGCUCAGUUCAUAUAUAUAGUGAAGAGUGAGAGGUGUAAGUAUACUUGGACCGGGUUUAGGAUCGAAGCUUUUUCCGGUUUGAUGGAGUUUUUGAAAUUAUCAAUUUCUUCAGCAAUAAUGCUUUGCUUGGAGUGUUGGUAUUUUCAGAUUCUGGUUUUGAUUGCUGGGCUUCUUGAGAACCCUCAACUUGCAUUGGAUUCUCUCUCUAUAUGCACGACAAUUAAUGGUUGGGUCUUCAUGAUUUCAGUGGGUUUCAAUGCGGCUGCAAGUGUGAGGGUAAGCAAUGAGCUUGGAGCUGGAAACCCAAGAUCAGUAGCAUUCUCAGUGAUAAUAGUGACAUUAUUAUCAUUUACAAUCGCUGAAAUCCUAGCUAUAGUCAUUCUACUACUGCGCCAUGUCCUUAGCUAUGGUUUCACCAGUGGAGAAGUUGUUGCUGAUGCAGUCUCAGAGUUGUGUCCAUUGCUAGCUAUCACUCUUAUCCUCAAUGGUAUCCAGCCAGUAUUAUCAGGUGUGGCUGUUGGUUGUGGGUGGCAAACAUUUGUUGCAUAUGUUAAUGUGGGAUGCUACUAUGUAAUUGGGAUCCCUCUGGGAGUUCUCUUAGGUUUUAAGUUCAACUUUGGAGCUAAGGGAAUAUGGUCUGGAAUGAUAGGUGGCACGGCAAUGCAGACUAUUAUUUUACUGUGGGUUACUUAUUGGACAGACUGGGAUGAUGAGGUGGAGAAAGCUAUGACACGCUUGGAUAAGUGGAAAGUCAAGCAAGUGCCAACAGAAAAAGAUUGAUGGAAGCUUGGAUAAGAGACAUAUAUAUGGAGGAUGAGCUAAUUAUCUCUACAUGACUGUUUUAGCUACUAUUCAUAUCAAAGUCGCCAUUAUUACUAUUAUUAUGUUUGGACAUAAUCUGUGCAUGUAUGUACCAAAAAAAGUUUCGUAAUAAAAAUAUUCAAGAAUACAUAAUUUGUUUUCAAA